AGAGCAGGAAGUUCCAACAAGCAACAAGCAAGCUAAAAUAAUAACUCACGUGUUGUCAAAAUGAAAAACAUGAAGAACUGGAACAAAAAGCUAUUAAAAAAAGAUAAGAAUGAGAAAUUUAAACCUGGAUCUAAAAUAAGAGAGAAGUGUGUGGUCAUGUUCAACGAUAACGAGCGACAGGAAUACCUGACAGGAUUCCACAAGAGAAAGGUGGAGAGGAGAAAAGCAGCAGUGGUGGAAAUCCAGACCAAAAUAAAGGAGGAGCAGAAGAGAGUCAGAGAGGAGAGACACAAGGAGUAUUUGAAGUUACUGCAGGAAAGAAAAGAUGCUCUCGACGAGGACCAAGAAGAUGAACUGGAGGAUGUGAUAACGGGCACAACUGAGUCUGUGCAGUAUGACCACCCCAACCACACAGUUACUGUAACAACUAUCAGUGACCUUGACCUCUCAGGGGCCAGCCUCUUUGCGCCAGCAACCAAUCAGGUUACCGGGGAGGAAGAGGAGGAACUGGAGAAAGUUUCUGCUAUGCCGAAGAAAUCUGGUGAUCCCAUCCUCAAUAAAAAAAUCUGCUCCCUGAAUGCUUCACUCCACGCCCACCAGAAGCAGCGGAAGGGAAGCAGGAAAGCGAAGCAGGAAGCAAAAGGAAAAGGCCGGUCAACAGACAAGAAGCCAGGUGCCAUAGACAAGAAGAACAGAGUUGACAAGAACAGAAUGGGGAGGACAAGCAAGAAGCAAAGACGCAGACUGACUGGAAAGAGGAUACAUCACAAGGACUGAGAGCUAUAAAUAUAUAUAUUUGCUGUGGGCGGUUUUGGUCUUCUUGUUUGAUCAGGAUCCAAAACAGCCAUGAUGGACAUUUU
Esox lucius (northern pike) is the source of this 860-nucleotide messenger RNA. RefSeq names its product nucleolar protein 12 (gene nol12). Gene Ontology annotation, cellular component: nucleolus. NCBI's taxonomy places the organism in Eukaryota, Metazoa, Chordata, Actinopteri, Esociformes, Esocidae. The record is from RefSeq and is marked provisional. Gene Ontology annotation, molecular function: RNA binding.